AUGGAUUUAGAGAGAAGAGCAUGGUUGAGGGGAAUAUGGGAAACAUUAAAGGAAAUUCUUCUUCAGAAAAUAUUAACAUAUCAUCUUCGUUCUUCUCCUCUUGUUCUUCCAAGCCAUUUGGAGGGUCUCAAUGUUAUUGUCACAGGAGCCACUAGUGGUAUUGGUCUCCACACAGCCAGAGAACUUGCGAUGGCCGGAGCCCAUGUUGUGAUGGCUUGUAGAAACGUAAAUGCAGCUAACGAAAUUGCUCAGCAAUGGAGACAAGAUGCGUAUCAUGGAAGAGCCUUGAAUGUUAAGGUGAUGGAACUGGAUUUGCUCUCUCUUAGCUCUGUCCGGCAAUUUGCAGUGGAGUGGGAUCAACAUUUAAAGUCUCUCCAUAUUCUAAUCAAUAAUGCUGGAAUCUUGCGUAUGGGAGAGAGACAAGAAUGUUCAAAAGAUGGAGUUGAGCAGCAUUUGCAAGUGAAUCAUGUAGCACCGGCGUUACUCACGCUCUUGCUCCUACCUUCUAUGCUCAAAGCCACUACUUGGCGUGUUGUCAAUGUCAACUCUGUGACACAUCAUUGGGGGAUGGUGGAAUUGAGAUCUUGGAAGAGCAGAAUCGAAGAACAUAAAUAUAGUGGAUUGAAGGCGUAUGGAUCGAGCAAACUAGUGCAUCUCAUGUUUCUCAAGGCCCUAGCUAGCAAUCUUUUAGACCAAGGUUGUAACUCAGUUCAAUGUGUCGCAGUUCAUCCCGGGGUUGUUACAACAAACUUGGUUCCUGGCGUCCAGAAAAAAACAUUUUGGAGGUUUGAACCAUCUGAAGGGGCAAGAAGUGUGCUCUACUGCGCUACAAGUAAUCAGGUGGUAGACAAAAUGGUUAAGGGUUUUGCAUACUACUCUAGCAACUGCAAGCCGGCGAAAGUGUCACCCCAAGCUGCAAAAAUGGAGGCUUGUCUGGACGUGUGGGAGGCGACAUUGAGUACUUUAGAUUUGGACAUUAAUUAUCUCAGAUUCAAGUUAAACCCAUCGUGUAUUAGGGAUUAA
Messenger RNA from Morus notabilis, 1023 nucleotides. Its product is annotated as dehydrogenase/reductase SDR family member FEY. NCBI's taxonomy places the organism in Eukaryota, Viridiplantae, Streptophyta, Magnoliopsida, Rosales, Moraceae. The transcript is spliced from 8 exons. The record is from RefSeq and is a predicted model, not a curated record. Bases 1 to 1023 code for a protein of 340 amino acids.